GCAACGUUAGCGCUCAGCUCCCAGUUCAACUGACAGCUCCAGUGAAUCAGCGUUAACUGGAACAUCAGCGCGGACCUUUAACUGACCCUAUGUCUCUGUAGUGUUGUUUAGUGGCGAAUCAUCCCACAUUUUUUGGGGUGGGGGCGUUGUGAAGGAGCCACGUGUACAGGAACUGAAGUGUGACAGGUCUGUUUGACUCUCACAGCUAACACUUAGUUAGCGUCGGCUAGCUCAUAUCGCUCAUUUCUCAGCUGUUUCCUCCUCGGUAACAGAGCUCGACAGGUAAUCAUGGCUGUUUGGAGAAGACUUUGUUCCAGAAACCUCCUCCCCGUUUCUCUGCUGUUUUAUCUCGUGCUCCACAUCAUUGAUGCACGACCAGCCAACAUGUCAGCCGCUAAAGAGAAGGGUCCGACCAACAAGGACGACAACGAGAUUCUUCCCCCGGACCACUUGAACGGGGUGAAGAUGGAGUUGGACGGCCACCUCAACAAGGACUUCCACCAGGAGGUUUUCCUGGGUAAAGAGAUGGAGGAGUUCGAGGAGGACUCGGAGCCAAGGAGGAACAGGAAGAAGCUCAUUGAAAUAUUCACCAAAGUCGACUUCAACAGGGACAGGAGUGUGAGCGCCAAGGAGAUGCAGCGCUGGAUCAUGGAGAAGACGGAGGAGCACUUCCAGGAGGCAACGGUGGAGAACAAGAACAGUUUCCAUGCGGUCGAUCCAGACGGUGACGGUCACGUGACAUGGGACGAAUACAGAGUCAAAUUUCUCGCCAGCAAAGGUUUCAACGAAAAAGAAGUUGCAGAAAAAAUAAAGAAUAAUGAAGAUCUGAAACUUGACGAGGAAACUCAGGAGGUUUUGGAAAGCCUGAAGGACCGCUGGUUUCAGGCUGACAACCCUCCAGCAGACCAACUGCUGAACGAGCAGGAGUUCCUGUCUUUCCUCCACCCUGAGCACAGCCGAGGCAUGCUCAAGUACAUGGUGAAGGAGAUUGUGCGAGACCUAGACCAGGACGGUGAUAAGAAGUUGACGCUGUCGGAGUUCAUCUCUCUACCUGUGGGAACCGUGGAGAACCAGCAGGCUCAGGACAUCGAUGACGACUGGGUCCGAGAGAGGAAGAAGGAGUUUGAAGACGUCAUCGAUGCAGAUCGCGAUGGCAUCGUAACCAUGGACGAGCUGGAGGAGUACAUGGACCCGAUGAACGAGCACAACGCUUUGAACGAAGCCAAGCAAAUGAUCGCCGUCGCAGACGAGAACCAGAAUCAUAAUUUGGAGCUCGAUGAAAUUCUCAAAUACAGUGAAUACUUCACGGGCAGCAAGCUCAUGGAUUACGCCAGAAAUGUUCACGAGGAGUUCUGAAAACAGAUUCAUCGUCUUCCCCCUCUAUCUCUCUCCCUCUCCCUCUCCCUCUCUCUCCCUCUCCCUCUCUCUAUCUCUCUCUCUCCCUCUCUCUCUCCAUCUGAGACAUCCUACAUCUGCUUCAUGGACUGGCCUGUCUUGCUGACGAGAGAGAGGGCGACUUAAAGAUACGAUAGGAUGUUUCUAGUGUGCAAUUCUGUGUUUAAACGUCUAGCCUCAACGUCCUCUUUCACUGCUGCCUCCAGUUAAUCCCCCCCCCUCCUUUUCAGCCCUAGACUGUCCAUCAAUCAGAGACUGAUCUUAAUGGAUAUCGAGCGUUGGACUUCUCUUGUGGAUUUGAAGCACUGCAUCAUCUCCAAAAAUUUGAUUUGUGUUCAGUUGUGUGAAAUGUGUGUAUAUGAGGAUUUUUAACCCCCCCCCUCGAUUUACUUUUUAUGUUCUUUUUUUCUGGUGCAGCGGUGAGAGAGACGGUGCAGCUAGUAGAGGUGGUGUGUCGAUACACAGUGUAAAUAUUCAUCAUCACAUUACCCGCACAUCUAUCACAGAGAAGACCCCAAAAAAUAUAAAUAUAAAUAUAAAUAUAAAUUAUGCUGCUGAAAGGAAACAGUAGAUAUUUCAAUAUUAUCAUGAGUCUGGUCACACCUUCAUCUUCUUCUUCUUCUCCCCACCCCCAAAAAAAACAUAUGUAUAAAGGAGAUUUCUGUCAUUAGUGGUGUACAAGUCCACUCGUUUCCAUGACGAUAGAUAUUAUCCGUCCUACUACUUAAAAACAGGGUAUUUAUGGUCUGUGUUUAAUAAAAAGAUACAACUUUUUAGUGCUACAGUAACAUAAUCUUCACAGACUUUCAUUCACUAGCUUUUGAGAGUUUUAAUCAUUGAAAAUGUAGAAAAACGGCAUUAAAAUACGAGAACAAAGUGACUUUUUUCAUAUUAGAUAUUUUGGUUCAUUGAAGGAAAAGCACAGGUGUCAUUGAUGAUGUUACAAUAGCGUGAAGUCUUGAUUAAUAUAAUUAGUUUCACCUGUGUGUGUGUGGCAGGUCAAAAUGUCCCUUGUGAUUAAGGCCUGUUUGGUUUGUUCUAAUCUUCGUACUCUUGUGAAAAUGUGGAUGAAGGUACGUUAUAAUUUAUUUCGAUCAGGACGAUUCGGAUCGGCUGCGUCGUCGAGUUUCACGCAGGUGUGGCCUCAUGGUGUCCUUUUCUAUCUCAACGCAUUAAUUAAUAGCUCACUCUUCAUCAUAUUGUUAAUUUUGAAUGCUCUUGGUUAGUCUGCACAGUUUCAUCUUUACGUGUUUUUUUUUGUUGUUUUUUUUAAUGCAUGGACAAACAAUGAAAUAUAAAUUCAUCAGCUCUGUUGAGAUUUUACCCUGUGGAGUGUUUGGAUUUACAGUCUUCUGUUCCUGUUUGGAUUGUAAAAUAAGAUUUAUGAUGACGGAAUGUGACACAGCUUUAUAUAAAAAAAUGUAUUGCAAAUAUGCUAGUAAACAAUAAAUAUUUCUUAUCUAUUAAAAACCA
Messenger RNA from Scomber scombrus (Atlantic mackerel), 2868 nucleotides. RefSeq names its product stromal cell derived factor 4 (gene sdf4). NCBI's taxonomy places the organism in Eukaryota, Metazoa, Chordata, Actinopteri, Scombriformes, Scombridae. Gene Ontology annotation, biological process: calcium-ion regulated exocytosis. Gene Ontology annotation, cellular component: endoplasmic reticulum. Gene Ontology annotation, molecular function: calcium ion binding. Bases 289 to 1356 code for a protein of 355 amino acids. The transcript has 7 exons. The record is from RefSeq and is a predicted model, not a curated record.